Papaver somniferum (opium poppy) is the source of this 1529-nucleotide messenger RNA. RefSeq lists its product as uncharacterized. The transcript is spliced from 2 exons. Bases 145 to 1401 code for a protein of 418 amino acids. The record is from RefSeq and is a predicted model, not a curated record. NCBI's taxonomy places the organism in Eukaryota, Viridiplantae, Streptophyta, Magnoliopsida, Ranunculales, Papaveraceae.
CUCACACUUUCUAUAACUUCCAUAUAUCCCUCUCUCUUUCCCUGCUCUCUCUUUCUCCUAAAAAAACCCUUAAACUUUUUCUUCUUUAUCUUCUUCUUUACAUCACUGAAAACUGAUCAAGAUCAAAGAACAUAUAUACAAACAAUGGAUCCAUGUCCGUUUGUUAGAGUGAUAGUAGAAUCCUUAUCACUAUCACUGCCAGUAGCUGCAAAACAUGCCGGAACAGGUAUCCAUCCAACCACAACACCAUGUUUCUGUAAAAUCACACUGAAAAACAUCUCAAAUACCCAAACUUCCCUUCUUCCAUUAUCAUCAACACCAAGCUCUAAUGAUUCACCACCAGAUUCUACAACUUCAAUUCCUGGGUUUCAUUUAGAUUCCUCAGUACUUCGGAGAUUUUCAGGAAAACCUACAACUUUACAAGUUUCAGUGUAUACGGGUCGGAUGGGUCAGAGUUGUGGAAUGAAUUCUGGUAAAUUGCUUGGCCGGGUACGGGUUAAUAUUGAUCUGAAUAAAACUGAGUUUCGUCCUUGUACGUAUCAGAAUGGUUGGAUGAAAUUGGGGAAGGAACCACAAAAACCAUCUGCUCGUAUCCAUUUGGUUGUUCGGGCUGAACCUGAUCCGAGAUUCGUUUUUCAGUUUGGUGGUGAACCCGAAUGUAGUCCAGUUGUGUUUCAGAUUCAAGGAAAUAUUCGACAGCCUGUUUUUAGUUGCAAAUUCAGUGCCGACCGUAAUUCCCGGUUCCGGUCAUUGCAAGUAGACCCAUCAACUAGAGGAUAUAUGAGUUCAUAUGCAAGUGAAAAAGAAAGACCGGUCAGGGAACGAAAAGGAUGGAUGAUAAUGAUAUACGAUCUUUCCGGUUCCCCUGUAGCUGCUGCAUCAAUGAUCACUCCAUUUGUACCUUCACAAGGAUCAGACCGUGUCUCGCGUUCCAACCCUGGUGCAUGGUUAAUUCUUCGGCCGAACGGGUUCUGCGUCAGUAGUUGGAAACCAUGGGGAAGACUCGAAGCAUGGAGAGAAAGAGGUCCUGUUGAUGGUUUGGGUUACAAAUUUGAACUUGUUUCCGACGCUGCUCCUAAUAGUAGAGUACCCAUUGCAGAAUCUACGAUGAGUGUUAAGAAAGGUGGACAAUUUGUUAUCGAUACUAGUAUUAUCGGUGAUUCGUCUUCGAAAUCUGUCCCGUUUAUUCGAGGUUUUGUUAUGGGUGCAACGGUGGAAGGUGAAGGUAAAAUCAGUAAACCAUUGGUGCAAGUUGGUGUGCAACAUGUUACGUGUAUGGCCGAUGCUGCACUCUUUGUUGCACUUUCUGCUGCUGUUGAUCUUAGUAUGGAUGCUUGUCGACUAUUCACUCAUAAACUAAGAAAAGAAUUCUCCCUGGAUCAACAGGAUUACCUCUCGUGAUCAUGGAGAAAAAAACAUCUCCUUUUAAUCAUCAAAUGCUGUGAUAAUCAAAUGGGUUUUCUACUCUAUCUCGAGUAAAAGAAUCGUUGGGUUUGAGUAUUAACAUUCUUUUUUCUGUUCUUCUUCUA